GAAAUAAAGAAAAAUUGUUUUCACUUCCCCGUGUGUUCAAAAAUCCACCUUACUGCUCAGGGCGCCUCUUUUUGUGGUAAAACCGUAUCUCGGCGUAAUCAAAGGGCGGCGUAUUCGUCAAAAUGUUUCAGUUCAACGGGUUCAAUAUGAUGUUUCCGGAUCACACGCGUCCUUUCAACACCACCUACAAGUGCUACUCGGUGUCGAUGCUGCCGGGCAACGAGCGCCAGGAUGUGGAGAACGGUGGCAAAAUCAUUAUGCCACCGUCGGCGCUCGAUCAGCUCACGCGGCUGAACGUGGUGUAUCCGAUGCUGUUCAAGCUUACGAACGGCAAGAUCAAUCGCAGCACGCACGCCGGCGUGCUAGAGUUCGUGGCGGACGAAGGAAAAAUCUACAUUCCCUACUGGAUGAUGCACAACCUGCUGCUGGAGGAGGGCGAUAUUGUGGAGAUCGAAAGCGUGUCCAUUCCGGUGGCGACGUACAGCAAGUUUGAGCCACAAAGUGUCGAGUUUCUGGACAUCACCAACCCGAAAGCGGUGCUCGAGAACUGCCUGCGGAACUUUGCCUGCCUGACGACCGGUGACUUGAUUGCGAUCAAGUACAACAACACAACGUACGAGCUGUCGGUGCUGGAAACGAAACCGGGCCCGGCCGUCACGAUCAUCGAGUGUGACAUGAACGUAGAGUUUGCGCCCCCGGUCGGGUACAAGGAGCCGGUGCGGAAAGAGAAGGAGGAAGAACCGAUGACGAUCGAUCCGACCGAGCUGAUGCCGGAGCCGACCGGGUUCGUCGCGUUCAAGGGCGAAGGCACGAGGCUGGAUGGGAAGAAGAAAAAGGACAACUGUGCGAGCGAUGCGGUGCCGGUGCAGCGACAGAACUACGUCCGCGGUAUCCCCGAUUACGAUCAUCCGUUUGGGUUGCUACGCUUCGAUCGUAGCGUGCGGAAAGCGGAACUGAGCGAACCCAAACCGGACGAGGAUCAGUUCCGAGAGUUCCAGGGCGAAGGGUUUAGUCUUAAGAAAAGCCGCAAGUAGUCGCCGCUACUGACUCUUGGCCCCGGUUCCGGGGACGAUCCUUGUGAUUCAAUCUUACGCGUAGAAACGGAUGAAUGUCCACUCAUGUGUGCUCGUGUGUUUAUGUGUGUUACGAAACUUAUAUUUCCGUCUCUUCACCACACUAUCGUAGGAAUUCUAUGGUAGAUAAAAUUACGAACCAAAAUGC
Anopheles cruzii is the source of this 1221-nucleotide messenger RNA. RefSeq names its product ubiquitin fusion degradation protein 1 homolog (gene Ufd1-like). Gene Ontology annotation, cellular component: VCP-NPL4-UFD1 AAA ATPase complex. The coding region runs from base 123 to 1034 and encodes 303 amino acids. The transcript is spliced from 2 exons. Gene Ontology annotation, molecular function: polyubiquitin modification-dependent protein binding. The record is from RefSeq and is a predicted model, not a curated record. Lineage: Eukaryota; Metazoa; Arthropoda; Insecta; Diptera; Culicidae.